Molecule: messenger RNA, 1360 nt
Organism: Cannabis sativa
Lineage: Eukaryota; Viridiplantae; Streptophyta; Magnoliopsida; Rosales; Cannabaceae
Product: trihelix transcription factor GT-3b
Exons: 2
Coding region: 138-1025 (295 amino acids)
Source: RefSeq, a predicted model, not a curated record
UAAUUAUGUAACAGUUAUAUUUUAGUAAAAUUUUUUAACAAGUAAUGGCAAAAUUAGAUAGUGUUUAAAAUUCAUGAGGUAAAAUGAUAUUUAUUGAAAAGAUAAUCAGGCAUUUCUGAGGAUGGCGUAGAAGAGAGAUGUACGAAUGGGGAGAUGAUGAGGGCAGAAGAACGACGACGUCGACGAGAACGAUGAUGGUGAUGAUGGGGCGUUCUGCUCAGGGACAGGGGCAGUGGGGUCAGGAGGAGACCAAGGAAUUCAUCAAAAUCCGUACCGAACUGGAGAGGGACUCUGCUCUAACGAAGCGCAGCAAGGUCCUAUGGGACGCUGUCAGCUCCAAGAUGUUAGAAAGAGGUUUCAUUCGAACAUCUGAUCAGUGUAAGUGCAAGUGGAAGAACCUUCUCAAUCGCUAUAAGGGACAGGAAACAUCUGACCGAGAAAAUGGUCGGCAAUGUACAUUCUUUGAGGAAUUACAUGCACUCUUUUCUGAAAGGGAGAAGAACAUGCAGCGCUUGCUUCUGGAAACUGAAAUGGGUUCUCCCAGGUCUAGGAAAAAGAUGAAGGGACCAUCAAAUGCUGGCCAAUCCUCUGAUGAAUUUUCAGAAAAUGAGGAGAAUGACAAAGAGGGCAUUGAUGAAGAGACCCCUACUACUACUACAAGCACUCUUCGUAAAAGAAAGGGUGAAAAAAUUGCUUUGGACAAGUCUUUAAAGGCUACCAAUGCUGCUGCUGCAGCGUCUAUGAGCGGUGAGACUGAUAUCAGGGAAAUGCUUAAGCAAUUUUUUGAGCAACAACAGAUGAUAGAGAAACAGUGGAUGGACAUGAUGGAUAGGCGCGCAAAUGAGCAGCAGUUGUUUGAACAGGAAUGGCGACAGUCAAUGGAGAAGCUUGAGAGAGAAAGAUUAAUGGUUGAGCAGUCUUGGAGGGAAAGGGAAGAACAGAGAAGAAUAAGAGAAGAGAGCCGAGCUGAGAGGAGGGAUGCCCUUCUAACAUCUCUCUUAAACAAUCUCCUCCAUGAAAAUUGAAAACAAUCUCUGAAGGUGGAGGAUGGUUUGGAGGGUGUCAUCACCCAUUCAUCUCUUUUCAUAUGUGUGUGUUUUCUCUAUUAUACAAUAUACAGAUGUAAUGUAACAUGACAAACUGACAAUGGAUUUAGUUCAUACAACUUGUUCUAUGAUAUUCUGUACACUAGUAAUUGCAUUGUGACAAAGAACUAUAUGUCCAUUCAUUGUUUUAUUCGAACUAUAAAUGUCAACAAAUUACUCGACGAUUCUUAUUGUUUUGGGAAAUUCGAGCUUCUAUGCUUUCUAAUGUACCUGUAAUAAUUAUCUUAAAAAUAUAGCUUGUAUUUGGAUUAAAA